Molecule: messenger RNA, 1887 nt
Organism: Symbiodinium sp. CCMP2592
Lineage: Eukaryota; Dinophyceae; Suessiales; Symbiodiniaceae
Source: the annotation of a GenBank genome assembly
AUGGCCGGGGCUGGCCGGACCAAUGCUAUGGCUGGUUUUCGAAUGAAGGGACCAAUGCUAUGGCUGGUUUUCGAACGGAGACCGAUGCCUUGGCCGGUUUUCGAAUGGGCUGGCUGGGCCGCGGGCUGGGACCAAUGCUAUGGCCGGUUUUCGAAUGGGCUGGCUGGGCCGCGGGUUGGGACGAAUGCUAUGGCCGGUGUCAUCUACUACAAAGCCAGUGCCGGAACAUUGGCGGAGGAUCAGCUGGUGCUGUAUCACCAUCGAGAUGCCGUGGAUGGUGCGGUGGCAGGCUGUGCUGAUGGCAGCUGGGUGGUGAAGACGGCCACUUCGUCCGACUACAAGAAACCUCAAUCAGGGUACUUCGAGAUGCACGGGGAGGUCUUGGCAUGCCCGGACAAGGCGGAGGUCCGAUUUGCGGCGUUGCCGUGUGGUCAGCCGCAGAACAUCACGGAGGAGGAGGUGAAGGUGCAGAAGGUCAUCCUUGACGACCCCGCGACGCCAAUGGCCGCGGAUUAUUGGCUCCAUCCCUGCGAGUGUGCUCCCUCGAGCUGGGGAGCCGAUGCCCCAGUGGAUCCGGUGACCUUCGAGAUGACAGGAGAUGCUGAGACGGCCACCUACGUGCCACCUCCACUCCUCCUGGUCGCAGGAGAGUUCGUCUGUCCCACUCGAAACCUACUCCCCGACCCGGGCGUCUACUUCGAGACGGAGACGGAGUCCAUGGAGUACGAAGUCUGCGAGGCGAAGUGCAAGAACCAUGAUGACUGCAACUACUUCUGGCACGGAACGCAGUCGUCAGCAACCACUUGUCGCCUGUACUCCGCCUGCGACAGCCUGGUGCGGGAGAUGGGCCUGGAGGGCGAACUCAGCGCUUUGCCGCGGGCGCCAGGAUGCGUGGUCGCCAGCCCAACUGAGUGUUGGACCGUCUCCAUGAGGAGGAAGGCCCUGACGGAUGUAGCUGCAGAGAGCUUCCGGUAUUGGAACCUCCAUGCGCAGUGCGACAUGAUGCUGUUGAUGGGUGGAACUGGCAUCAAUGCCUGCGGAAGGCCCACGUACCGACCGCACGACUACGGCGAGUGGAACCACAAGAAGCAGUUGCCGAAAAGCUUUGACCACGGCUUGACACUCAAGGUGUCUUGCUGGAACGAGCGCUACAGUGCGGUGCGAGGCAGCGCGGGGAGCGCUGGGGAAGUCCUGACCUGUGUGAAUGGGAAUUGGUUCAACUCGGCAGAUGAGCCCGGCAUGGGGAGCUUCGACUGCCUCGAGUGCGUUCAGGUCGGUUCGCAUGGUUUCAACAAGAUCGAGCAGCGCCGGGAGCAGGAGCUGUAUUACUUCAACCGUAUGCAGCUGUCCAUCCACAGUGAGGUGAAUCAGCUUGGCAGUGACAAGAUCCAUUGCAUGGAGCCCAAGGAGCAGAUGGAACCAGUCCCUAUCGCAGAUCCACAAGGCGCUUCUUGGAUGGUUGAAGCAACGCCCCUCUACGAGCGGAAGCCAAUCGAGAUCAUGCGAGUUGAGAUGUACGAAGUACAUCAUGAGAAGAAGACCUUUGACGGUUGGCAGAAGUGGGCCGAAGACCAGGGAGGUCGUCUUCUAACCUUUGAAGAGGCAUGGACUUGGUGCCGCGAGGGCAACACAGUUUUCUUCGCCGAUCGCGGCGUUGACAUGUGGGCUCCGACGUUGGAGUUCGAUGGCACCAAGAAUUGGAUUCAAAUCGGCAACGUCCCCUGGGCCGCCCCGGGAAAAUCGCACGACGAGACGUGGGGCUGGCCCGCCUGGGCGGAUGACGUUUCCCUGCAAGGUUGGGGCGGACACGAAAGGGGCGUGCUGUGGAUGAAGAAGACCACCGUGAUCGGUGCAUCGCGGGACUUGUCCUCUGUCAGGGAGUCCUAA